GCGUAGUCCCAAUAAAUUUUCUUCUUGACAUUUGAAGAGAAAUACACUACCAAUUAAUAAUGAAGGAACUACCAAAGACAAGUAUGAAAAGAAGGACACAGAAUAUACGAGUUUUGGAAUUGUAUUCUGGUAUUGGUGGAAUGCAUUACGCAUUAAAGUCUACAAACAUACCAUUCGAAGUAGUUUGCGCGAUUGAUAUUAAUCCCCUUGCGAAUACGGUGUAUAAUCAUAAUUUAGGAAACCGAGCUAAACAUAUAGACAUUACUAAGGUCAAUGCAUCUGAAUUAGAUGGAUACCAUUGUGAUUUAUGGACUAUGAGUCCCAGUUGUCAACCUUAUACACGCAUUGGAAAACAGCAAGACGUACAAGAUCCACGAUCACAUGCUUUCCUUCAUUUAUUAGAGGAACUUCCGAAAGUGGAAAGUCCACCGAAGUACAUUUUGAUUGAAAAUGUUCAAGGUUUUGAAAAUAGUAUAACUGCUCAAAAAUGUCGUGAAGUGUUAAAAGGAAUGAAUUACAACUUUAUAGAGGGGAAUUUAACGCCAAAACAAUCAAACAUUCCCAAUUCUCGUUGCCGAUGGUAUGGUCUGGCCAGGAAAGGUUCAUUAGUAAAUUGGAAUUUUGAGGAAAUUAUAGCAACUUCAUUCAAAAACAGUUAUAAAGGUGAAGGAAUAAAUACUUUGGAAAGUUUCUUAGAAACGCAAGCUAGCUUUGAGUCAUACUUUCUCCCUGAAAAACUCAUGUUUCGUUAUGGUCAUCAACUGGAUAUUGUAAAACCAACGAGCACUAACUGUUGCUGUUUUACUAGAGGUUAUGGACAAUUAGUACAAGGGUCUGGAUCAGUUUUACAAACCUCAGAUCACGAAAGUAUAGCAGACCAAUUCGAAAAAGAUAGGAUGUCUUUGAGACUUCGAUACUUUACCGCAAGGGAAAUUGCAAGGAUUAUGGGAUUUCCUGAUUCAUUUCAGUGGAAAGAAAUAGAGAUUUCAGAAAAAACCAUGUACCGUUUACUUGGAAAUAGCAUCAAUGUGAAUGUUGUUUCACGGCUUCUUUCGCACCUGCUGUAUCCUAGUACUGGCGGACAGGAAGAGGAAUCAAUUAUUAAACCUUCUUUCUAUUGAAUUUUUAUUUGGCUAUAUCUUUCUUUCCUUUCAGUAGCCUUUUUUUGUACGGAACUGGGAGUUUGGGGAUCAGACCUUUUUAUGCCUAUUUUCACUGAUCUUUGUUCACUUAUUAACCUAAUCUUAAUACCUUUUCACGAACUGCCUAACUCUUGAUUCUCAAUAUUCCUUGAUUAAUAUAACCUGCUUUUAAUUAUAUUAUCUUAAUUAGAGGAUAAUGGUCUACUGUCUAGACGAUGAAUUUUUUACUGUUUACCACUACACCUUGUUGGCGAAAA
This is a messenger RNA of Schizosaccharomyces cryophilus OY26, 1399 nucleotides long. RefSeq names its product DNA methyltransferase. The record is from RefSeq and is a predicted model, not a curated record. Lineage: Eukaryota; Fungi; Ascomycota; Schizosaccharomycetes; Schizosaccharomycetales; Schizosaccharomycetaceae. Bases 60 to 1121 code for a protein of 353 amino acids. The transcript is spliced from 2 exons. Gene Ontology annotation, molecular function: methyltransferase activity.